ACCGACACCGGAAUCAUGGACCAGCAAUACUGUCUGCGCUGGAACAAUCAUCAGUCUAAUUUAACAACCGUUCUCACCACGCUGCUGCAAGAUGAGAAACUGUGCGACGUUACGCUGGCGUGCGACAAGGGAAUCGUCAAAGCACAUCAAGCCAUCCUCUCUGCCUGCAGUCCGUACUUCGAGCAGAUAUUCGUCGAAAACAAGCAUCCGCAUCCGAUCAUCUACCUGCGGGAUGUGGAGGUGAACGAGAUGCGCGCCCUGCUCGACUUCAUGUACCAGGGCGAGGUCAACGUGGGGCAGCACAAUUUACAGAACUUCCUCAAGACUGCCGAAAGUCUCAAGGUGCGAGGACUGACAGAGAGCGGCGCGGAUCGGUACUCGGCCGACGCGGACAAGAUUCGCUCGGAGCGCAUCCGGGAUUCGCGGGAUGAUCGCGAAUCGCUCAACCUGCCGAACGCGUCCAACAACAACAACAACAACAACAACAACAACAACAACACUAUUAGUAGUAAUAACAACUCGCUGCACCAUGGGCCGCUGCGCGACAAGGAGCUGGCCGACCACGACCAGCUCGAACGCAUCCAGCACCAGCACCUACAGCAGCAACACCAACAGCAGCAUCAAUCGCAGCCGCCCACGCAGCAACAGCAGCAGCAGCAGCAGCAUCAACACCCGCACCAGCAGCAACACCAGCCGCAGCAAGCACAACAGCAGCAGCAGCAGCAGCAGCAGCAGCAGCAGCAGCUACAACAACAAUCGCACCAAUCGCACCACCAGCAGCACCCGGCGCAGGUGCCAUCGGUCCAGCAGCCGUCCAGGAGUGCGAGCAUUGAUCUGAUGCAGUCCUCGCUCGUGGACGAGCGCGACUACCUAGCGGCGGAGGACCGCGAAAUUAGCACCGUAGAGAAUAAGAAGAAACGUAAAAUGUCCACCACCUGUGAUAACUCUUCGCCCUCGACACCUUCCCUCAUGAACGAAAGGCAAGGAUACGAAUCACAGGCAUCAUCUCACAGCAGCUUCAAGCAGAGUCCCAAGCCGGACGACGACUUCAAAGUGAGUUCGCCGGCCCCGGUACAUCCUUUGACCGGACAUCCGCUGGCUGGCAUCAAGCAGGAGCUACCGGAGCUGCCAGUGCGUCACUCGCUGUCCUCUGAUUUGCUGCAGCCUCUCAAGAUGCCAAUUUAUCCUGACGAGAUGUCUAGCUUGCUGACUUCCUCCGGCAUGGGGCUCGAACCACACGUGAACCACAUUCGCUACAAAUCGAGACAUCCGAUACCAAUCAACCUGAACACGGAGGAAAUGAGCAACAUUUUAAAUCCCGGCAACAUGGCAUCGCUCAACGAAAGCGGUGAUAGCGAGGCCCAUCUGUCGCAUCCCGAUCAUCCGGAUAAUAUCGAUGGUGACCGUAUGUUACGUCUCGCGAUGGCGUCACGUCACCACCACCAACGUGCCGGUUUGCAUCAUCACGAUCUAGCGACAGGAGUGGUUGUGAAUGCCGUUUUGGCAGCGGGAGGCUGCGUUAAUGGGAGCCGUGCGGUUGUGGGUGGUGGAGCAGGAGCAGGCUUAGGAGCAGGAGGUAGUGAUGGUGGAGAGUAUGAAGGAGGAGGAGGAGGAUGUGGAAAGAGUGGUGGCGGAAGUGCAAACGGUAGAGGUGUACGCGGAUGCCUUGAGGAGGCAGGAGGAGGAGGAGGAGGAGGAGUUGGUGGUGGCUGUGGAGGCGUUGAGAGUAUGGCCGGACUCGCGGUUGAGCGCACCCGCGGCGUAGUAGUCGGAUCAGGUGGUUCCGGAUCAGGACUAGGGCUAGCCAGUAGAACAGCAGGAGCAGGGGACAAGGGCCAUCUGUCUGGGGAAGCUGAUGGCGGCGGUCCUGGAGGGCAUGCUCCUGGAGGAGGUGGAUGCUCAGCAGUGGGCUGUGGAGGAGGAGGAGGGGCAGCAGCAGCAGGAGUGGUAGGAGGCGUAGCAGGACUAGGAGGGUGUGACGGCGCCCUGCUCCACGCAGGUCUCCCACUUCCGCUCGGAGGCAGCCUUGUGGAGUCGCUCGUCGAGCAUCACAGACUGACGGCCAGCCUGAGCGUCAAUGGGCAGCAACAACAGCAGCACAACCAACACCACCGCGGCGGCACCAAUGGAAGCAGCAACAAUGGCGGCAAAACGUCCGCCUCCUCCGCCACUCCGCCUACACCGAAUACAUCGUUGUCGUCCUCGUCGUCGUCGUCGUCGUCGUCGUCCUCGGCGUCGUCAUCGUCGUCCUUGUUGUGCGGCAGCAGUGGUGGCGGCGGAGCUGGUGGCGUUGCCGGGGCUGGAGGUACCGGCGGCGGGGCCGGGUUUGGGAUGUCCUCCGCCGGAGAGCCAGAUAUGGGCGGUCCGGCCGGCGGACUGGCCGGCUCUAACCUCUCCGUUCCCGGUGGUGGAGUCGGCGCCGCUGGCGGCAGCCUACGCCCGUCCAGUGCGAGCUCCUCGAGCACUACGCGCCGCGACCACAACAUCGACUACUCCUCGCUGUUCAUACAGCUGACCGGUACCUUCCCGACGCUGUACAGCUGCGUUAGCUGCCAUAAGACCGUCUCGAACCGCUGGCAUCACGCCAACAUUCACCGGCCACAGAGCCACGAAUGUCCGGUGUGCGGACAAAAGUUCACCCGGCGCGAUAACAUGAAGGCCCACUGCAAGGUGAAGCAUCCCGAGCUGAGGGACCGAUUCUACAACCACAUCGUACACAUGUGA
This is a messenger RNA of Anopheles coustani, 2724 nucleotides long. It is a transcript of the gene fru, whose product is annotated as integrator complex subunit 6. The coding region runs from base 16 to 2724 and encodes 902 amino acids. Gene Ontology annotation, molecular function: protein binding. The record is from RefSeq and is a predicted model, not a curated record. Gene Ontology annotation, biological process: regulation of transcription by RNA polymerase II. Gene Ontology annotation, cellular component: nucleus. Lineage: Eukaryota; Metazoa; Arthropoda; Insecta; Diptera; Culicidae. The transcript is spliced from 8 exons.